Messenger RNA from Lindgomyces ingoldianus, 1808 nucleotides. RefSeq lists its product as uncharacterized. The transcript has 2 exons. Lineage: Eukaryota; Fungi; Ascomycota; Dothideomycetes; Pleosporales; Lindgomycetaceae. The record is from RefSeq and is a predicted model, not a curated record. Bases 1 to 1383 code for a protein of 460 amino acids.
AUGGUCCCUGCAACACCUGCGCCAUUCGCGUGUUUUGGGAAGAGUAAAGAUCCCCAAAAGCACUAUCGUGCCGCCGAAGAACUCCAACGCGCAGGCGUAUGGAUCGGCUAUCUCGCCAACGAAAGUCACGGGAAACCUUACCAAGACAUGCCAUCAUUCUCCGAAUUGAGGAUGAACUGCAAGCACAUUAGUCCACCGUACCCGCAGCCAAUUGCCGGUAUUGCCCAAGAGGAACGCCAUGCCAUCUGUCGAGGCUGUUAUGGGGAUAGAUCGUGCCUUAUCACCUUGAGAGAAAUCAGCUUCACGAGCCGCCAUCUACCAAAUGACCGGUCUCUCUAUGGACUUCAGGCGUAUCGUCCGUAUGAGAUUGGUGAUGGCACACAGAGCAAGACCUUUUCAAACAACUUUGUAUUGUUAGCUCUUCGCAAUGCGAGCCAGGUAACUGGAACCUUGGAGACAAUUCGAGCGGCCCUCAGUCCUGUCCAAGCAAACGAUGUUUCACCGAAGAAAAGGAUGAAGGAUACACCGAGACGACUCAAUGCUGGUUCCAAGGCAAAUUCUGUCGAGAAACCAGGAACACAUGUACUGUGGAACUCAACAGACACGGGAAAUUUAAUAUCUCCUGCGCGGGUACAAACAAGACAAAUGAGGCGCGAUACGGGCCCGUCAGAUCUGGAUGAAGCUAGGCUUGCCGAGCUCACUGUUUCCAGUUCACCAAAAGCUGUUAGCAAACGUGCUAUGCAACCCCCAUUGAAUAAAACCACUCUAAAAGCACCAGCACCUUCCACCAAGCGAAAGGCGCCUUCUGUGGCCAACGAGACCGAGCCAGUUGCAAAGAGGCAGCAGUCAGCAAAAGCUUCUGCUCCCCGCCGCCAGCAACCAACCCCAGCUUCCCGAGACAUGUCUGAGGAUACCAUUGCAAAUGAUGGUCUUUCAAGCCAUGACAGCUCUUUCCCCGACCAUCGCGGGCGGUCUGUCUCGUCCAGCGUUCCCAGAGUUCCUCCCGUUCCAAACAAAAUCCCAAUCAUACCACCUGAUCUCACAGAAGAUCAGUCAGAGCGAGUUCGCAUCAUUUGUGUUAUUAUUGCUGAUGAUAUUGAGUUCGAAUUUGUGCACACUCUGGGCGAGUGCAAGACCUUCUCUGAGUUGCUCAGACUCUUCCGUGAAGAUGCCGAACAAGACCCUGAAGCCACUUCCAUUCUCAAUGAAACCAAGCUUUGGCGCAUGUCUUACCAACUUCUAGGUGGCGUGAAGAAGGCCUUCACCAUGCGUCCAGGCAAUGAGAUUGCCUUUGAGCGCCUCCGGGAGUCACUUGCGCAGUCUCCCGUCUGGAGCGAGGAUAGCCAAACUAGGGUCGACGUUGAGCUCCGGGCUCUCAUCUAAGCCUAAUUCAACGGCACGUGCUACUGAAAGAACUACCACUUGCAUGAUUCAGUAGCGUUAUUCAGGAUUAUACAGUUCGUUUAUUGCACGGGCAAACAGUGUGUACAGUGUGGGGGUGCAUAUAUCAGAUUGCAGAACGCCAUCUUAAUUCUUUCCUCUGUUUUUGGGAUUAUUUCAUGUAUCCACUCUCUUGAUUCUAGAGGAAGUGUGAAGCUUUUGGGGGCACCAGAGGCAUGAGGAACUGAGCUGAUUGCUGAAGGAGUAUACCUAGGAGCCUAUAUAUGCAGAGGAGUGGGCUAGGCCGUAACUAUAGUAGGCGGUAGUGGUUUCAUAGUGGUGGGGCUCAGAAAGCUCCGUAACUGCAAACAGGAAGGCUUCACGACACCCAAACUUCCGGCGUCUUGUUUGGGGCGCGAGGGUACAUG